AUGAAUGCAAUGCAGUUGCAUCGCGACUUAGCUACCUCGAGCUCCACCGACUACACGUGUCCUGUAUGCGGCAUGUCUACAAUGGAUAAUGGCUACGACAACAACAAUUAUGUUAGCAUGAUUAAUGGCCAGAAAAUUUACUCGUGUGGUAUGGCGCCGCGUGCUUUCGAAUCCUACAAUACCGAGGUGACAGAUACGGCCUAUUUAGCUGCCAAUAUGGCUGAAUUUAUCGUCAAUCAAACGGACGCUGAUGCCUAUGCCGAGUGCAAAAAUACCUGUACUGAGUGCGCUGAUGGAAUUAAUGAUCCUGUAUCAGGCGAUGUAAUAUCUACAGAUAGUUUUGUGUAUGUAUGUCUUGUGAACGGCCAGAAAAUUUAUUUCGCUUCACAAAGCAACAAGAACUUGUACCUCACGAACGUCAAUACUGAGCCGCGUUAUUUGGUGGACAAUGUAAUUUGUUCAGGAUCCACGUGCGCUGAUGCCAAAACUUUGACGACGUUGAGUCCUGCGGCACAAAACUUUGUAGCGGAUUUUUCUACGGCGCCCACAACUCCGUCCAUUGGAACAAGUGCUGAGUCAGCCACUUCGUCCAGAUCAGACUUCUGCUCGGGUCUGGGGUCUGUCAUGUUUAAUGGCUUUCAGACAUCAAUUCAUGGAUCAUGUGUGAUGCUGCUAUUUCAGCCGUGGGUACUCGAUAGUGGCGUCAAAUACGCAUUUGGAUUUAUCGGGUGCUUUUUAAUCGCUUUAUUAAACGAGUAUCUCGUAAAGAGUCGAGAAGCUGUCCGUCAGCGGCUUCUGGUCGCUCGCAAACUUCGCCCACUUGACAAAUUUCACAAGAUGCAAUGCAAGGGAGUUCUUGCCAUUCUUUACAUGAUUCAGAUGACCAUUGCGUACUUUGCCAUGCUUGUAGUCAUGACCUAUGAAACCGGUCUAUUCUUGGCCCUCAUUGCUGGGUUUGGCGCCGGAUUUCUUCUUUUUAAAAAUUUAGACCAGGACAUCACAAAAGAGCGAGGUUCGUGGCGAUUUACCGACCCGUCUACCGUGCGGAUUCAGGUUGAGGGCAUGUCGUGUAUGAAAAACUGCGGCACGACUGUGGAAAAUGCUUUAAAGAGCACACCCGGUGUGACUGACGCAGUAGUGGAGCUCGACGAGCACGCUGCGUAUGUCUCUGGUACGGCUCAGUUUAGUGAUCUGGUGGCGGCUAUUGAAGCUGUGGGUUUCACUGCUGAAGUGAACCAUCAGGGCGGGCAUAAUAUUUCACCUCGCGCUGAAUGCCGCAAGGACAUUUGA
Molecule: messenger RNA, 1290 nt
Organism: Plasmopara halstedii
Lineage: Eukaryota; Oomycota; Peronosporomycetes; Peronosporales; Peronosporaceae
Exons: 2
Coding region: 1-1290 (429 amino acids)
Biological process (GO): copper ion transmembrane transport; intracellular copper ion homeostasis
Cellular component (GO): plasma membrane
Molecular function (GO): copper ion transmembrane transporter activity; metal ion binding
Source: RefSeq, a predicted model, not a curated record